AUGUCACGCGCCACGCACGAUAUGGACGGCAACGCCGCCCCUGACGCCUACGCCAGGUACGAGGCGAUCGCUUCCUCCCUCCCGACGUCGGCGUGCCAGGGCCUGGGGGCCGCCGCGUACAAGAACCACCGCGGCUUCUGGUACCCGGCGCACCAAAUGUCGCCGACGCUCGCCGCGCGGGACACCUUCGUCGCCCGCCCCACCGACAUCCUCGUCGCCACCCUGCCCAAGUCCGGCACCACGUGGCUCAAGGCGCUCGUGUUCGCCGUCGCGUACCGCCGCACGCACACGCCAGCACUGGAGGACGGCGCGGGGCAGCGCCGCCACCCGCUCCUGGGCUCCAGCCCCCACGACCUCGUCCCAUUCCUGCACUACGUCUACGAGAAGCACCGGUCGGCCGCGGCGCCGCUCCUGGAGGCGAUGCCGGCGCCGCGCGUGCUGGCCGUGCACGCGCCGCUCUCGGCGCUGCCGGCGUCCGUGGCCGGCUCCGGCUGCCGCGUCGUCUACAUGUGCCGGGACCCCAAGGACGCGCUCGUCUCGCUCUGGCACUACCUCCGCAAAGCCAACCGUCCGGGCGCCACCGCGGCGUCGCUCGAGGAGCUGCUCGCGGCGUUCUGCGACGGCGUCUCGCCGUUCGGGCCGGCGUGGGAGCACGUGGCCGAGUACUGGAGGGAGAGCCUGGCGCGGCCGGAGCAGGUCAUGUUCCUCCGGUACGAGCACGUCAAGGAGGACACGGUGGGGAGCGUGAAGCGGCUCGCCGAGUUCCUCGGCUGCCCGUUCACGGCCGAGGAGGCGGCCGGGGGCGUCCCCGAGGCCGUGGCAGCGCUGUGCGGCAUAGAGCGGAUGAGGAGCGUGGAGGCGAACCGCACCGGCGAGUACGGGGUUCACUGGAAGUUCAGCAACUCGGCGUUCUUCAGGAAUGGGGAGGUUGGGGACUGGAAGCAGCACAUGACGGCCGAGAUGGCGCAGAGAAUCGAUGGCAUCAUGGAUGGGUCCCCAAUUGUGGUGGUUUUUUGCAAUUUACUCAAAAACCCUCAGAAGCACCUUGUGAAGUGA
Molecule: messenger RNA, 1056 nt
Organism: Triticum turgidum subsp. durum (durum wheat)
Lineage: Eukaryota; Viridiplantae; Streptophyta; Magnoliopsida; Poales; Poaceae
Source: the annotation of a GenBank genome assembly